AUGCCUGAUGUUUGCUCUUGCUUGUCCCGGCUAAUCCCGGUAUACCGAGGUGCGGAGAUCACGAGAUUCGCAGUUCAGGCUUCCACCACCAACAUGACUUUGUUAGAGUAUUUGGCCGACGUUCUUCCUAGUCCCAUCUACUCAUUUCUUCUCACUUUUAUGUCCAAUGUUCUCAACCUUUUCACCGCAUUUCUCCGUCUGGCCACCACCCUCUACUCCCAAGGUCCAUUUGAAUGGAAUGCCCAGACUCUCCUACCUCCCAUAAUCAGCAUCUUGGCUGCCUACCUCGCCCUAGCCAGUUUGUAUCGCACAACAAGCUGGAUGUUCAGGACAGGCAUGUGGUUUGUCAAGUGGAGCAUCAUCCUUGCCGCAUUGUUGGCCACCACUGGAUGGUUCAUGGAAAAUACUCAAGGAAAUACCAUUGGAAACUAUAUGUCCAUUGGAGGUUCCGUAUGGAAAUAUGUGGCGGAUUCAACGCAGAAAACUCCUCUCGGCUCAUCCUCGUCUCGAUCACGAAAGGCUAGACCUAAACCUUGGGAGUUGUUUGAGCGCCACCGCGAGUGGCAGUAUCAGGAGAGGGAGGUUGGACAUGACGAUCUCCCCGAUUUCAUCAAGAAUAUCGUUGACGGAGCAAAGGCUGUUUUCGAGCGUGGUGAUUGGCAGUGGGUCAUUGGGGGAAGCGAUCAACGUAAAUCUGACACCACGAGUGGAUCGAAACGUAGUAGUCGAUCAAGCAAUUCGCGUUCGAGGUAG
Messenger RNA from Laccaria bicolor S238N-H82, 753 nucleotides. RefSeq lists its product as uncharacterized. The record is from RefSeq and is a predicted model, not a curated record. NCBI's taxonomy places the organism in Eukaryota, Fungi, Basidiomycota, Agaricomycetes, Agaricales, Hydnangiaceae. The transcript has a single exon. Bases 1 to 753 code for a protein of 250 amino acids.